Chenopodium quinoa (quinoa) is the source of this 1137-nucleotide messenger RNA. RefSeq names its product glutathione transferase GST 23-like. NCBI's taxonomy places the organism in Eukaryota, Viridiplantae, Streptophyta, Magnoliopsida, Caryophyllales, Amaranthaceae. The transcript is spliced from 2 exons. Gene Ontology annotation, biological process: glutathione metabolic process. The record is from RefSeq and is a predicted model, not a curated record. The coding region runs from base 166 to 852 and encodes 228 amino acids. Gene Ontology annotation, cellular component: cytoplasm. Gene Ontology annotation, molecular function: glutathione transferase activity.
UUUCUUAAACCAAGAAAAUGUCCAAGCCAUAAAAAUAGUCAAAAAGAAACAGCAGCAAUAAAGCAGAACUUUCAGAUCAUAAGCUUACCUUGAAAAAAAAAAGUUUGAAUUAACAAAUCCAAGAUUUCAUUUGAAAAAAUCCACAAUUUCACCAACAUAACAGAAAUGAAGGAAGUUAAACUACUGGGAGUUUGGUCUAGUGUUUACUGUCAUAGAGUUAUCUGGGCUUUGAAACUCAAAGGUGUCGAAUAUGAUUAUACAGAAGAGGAUAUAGCAAACAAGAGUGAUGAGCUUAUACGACAUAACCCAGUGUAUCAGAGAAUACCAGUCUUCAUUCAUAAUGGAAAACCUAUAGCAGAAUCAAUUAUUAUUCUCGAGUACAUAGAUGAGGUUUGGCCUCAGAAUCCCCUGCUAUCAGCUGAUCCUUAUGAGAAGGCCAUAGCGCGAUUUUGGGCUGAAUUUCUAGAAGAUAAGAUCUUACAAAUGAUGCAGAGCCCAACAUUCUAUUCUUAUUUCCGAGCUGCUGGGGAAGCCCAAGAGAAGCUCGCGAAAGAAGCUAAAGAACUACUCCAUAUAAUAGAAGAUAAAGGGUUGGGAAAGAAGAAUUUUUUCGGUGGGAAUCAAAUUGGGUAUGCUGAUAUAUGCUUAGGAUGGAUUGCUUGCUGGCUAGAAUUAAUGCAAGAAGCAGCAGGAAUCAAACUACUGGAAUCUGAUGAGUUUCCCAAGUUACUGGCUUGGAGCAAGAGAUUUAAGCAAGUUCCAGAGAUCAAUGAGAGCUUACCAGAUAAUGAUAAGAUGUUGACCUACUUCAGAGGGCUAAGAGAGCGAUUUACUGCAGCUCCAGCACCCUGAUUAAAGGAUAUUACCAAAUAAUAGGCCAGUCAAAAGAAAGAAAGAGAUAAAAGACCACCAUUCAAAUUUCAUCCCAGUACAAAGACUACCAACUAAAGGUGAAGAGAAAGUGAGAGACAGAAGUAUCAGACGGAAUCCUAGCAUCAGCUUCUUCAAAUGGAUUUUCAAACUGUCAUAUUUUACCUACUAUUUGAUAUAUUCAAUAACUCAAUGAUUCAAUUUCAUGUAAGAAUUGGUUUGAAAAUGUAAUGUGUGAUACCUAUGACAAAUCUAAUUAUUGCCUAA